AAUUUCUUGCCACUUACGCAUCUUUGGGCCACUGGUGCAACUUGCCCUGUUCGUGUUGUUACAACCUCCGACAACACACCGACGAGGCAUGAUGUCUCCAAGGUACGGAAAACAGUCGAAAAAACGGAAAAUAACAGAGCUGAUUUGACUCGGUGUUUGAGAAAAUGGCGGAUUGCUUCCCGAUGUGACGUCACGUUGUGACGUCAUCGCUCUGAGAGCGAAUAUUAGAAAGGCGUUUAAUUCGCCAAAAUUCACCCAUUUAGAGUUCGGAAAUCGGUUAAAAAAAUAUAUGGUCUUUUUUCUGCAACAUGAAGGUAUAUAUUGACGCUUACAUAGGUCUGGUGAUAAUGUUCCCCUUUAAAAUGUAAGAUCGGAAAUUAUCGGUAUCGGUUUCAAAAAGUAAAAGUAAUGACUUUUCAAUACGCCGCUGUACGGAGCGGUACAUAUCCGGUAAAACACGGACGUAGGGCAUACUUGCCAACCCUCCAGAUUUUCCCGGGAGCCUCACGAAUUUCAGUGCCCCUCCCGAAAAUCUCCCGGAGCAACCAUCCACCCGAAUUUCUCCCGAUUUCCACCCGGACAACAAUAUUGGGGGCGUGCCUUAAAGGCACUGCCUUUAGCGUCCGCUUUUCCUCCAUACUAACAGCGUGCCGGCCCAGUCACAUAAUAUAUGCGGCUUUUACACACACUUAAGGGAAUGUAAUGCAUACUUGAUCAACAGCCAUACAGGUCACACUGAGGGUGGCCGUAUAAACAACUUUAAACACUGUUACAAAUAUGCGCCACACUGUGAACCCACACCAAACAAGAACGACAAACACAUUUCGGGAGAACAUCUGCACCGUACUACAACAUAAACGCAACAGAACAAAUACCCAGAACUCCUUGCAGCACGGACUCUUCCGGGACGCUACAAUAUACACCCGUGCUACCACCAAACCCCGCCCACCUCAAUUAAGAGUUGGACAAUAUCGGAUAUCGGCAAAAAAGCCAUUAUCGGACAUCUCUAAUCAUAACACAUGCUUUCAUAUAAUUUGACAAUGUUGUAAACUGUUAUAUAAUUACUGAAUACGAUUAAAAUCAAGAGUAAGAGGAAAAGUUGGGCCCCGAGGUCAAAAGGGUUAAGAGCCCCUGGCCUAAAAGACCGCUGUCCACAUACUUCAGUCCUUGUGACGUGUCCCUCCUCUGUUUUCCAGUCACAUCGCAGCCAUGCAGCCUCCCCUUGGAACCCCUCCUCUCCCCGUCUUAUUUCUCGCUCUGCCUCCCUCCAGCGCGCUCACGCUUGCCGGCCUCCGAUUGGCUGCGGCUUGCCUGGCUCUUUAUGAAUUGAGCUGCGGCGCUCGGAUGUGACUGGCUGGUUGCUAAUCAACACAAUGAGCUAUCUCUUCCUCUCGCUUUCUCUCACACACACACACACACACACACACACACGCCAACUGACACGCUAACAUGUGAUUAGCCCACAGCUCACGUAAGCAAGGUGCAGUGAUGCUCUCUCUCUCUCUCUCUCUCUCUCUCUCUCUCUCUCUCUCUCUCUCGCUCGCUCGAUGUCUCUCUGUCUCCCUCACACACACACAGCAUCACACUGGGGGGAUGCAGGCGCCUCGGGGUGAUGCUGUGACGCCUCCUUGCCUCACUCACACACGCGCCUCUGUCUUUUCGUCUUUCCCUGCCCGCGUUGCCUCGUGUGUGUCUGUGGAAUGCCACUGCUGUGAUGUUUUGGGACAGGAAGAAUAGUAUGGGCAAUUCCCAAAGGCGGCCCAAAGGGAGACACAGACCCAAAUCGGCAACAGCCACUAGCGGACUCGAGGCGGAGGGCGGCAGGCGCGGAGGCACGAGCGGCAGCCGCGGUGGCGAUGCCAACCACAGCAGCGGUGGUGGCGGCGGCGGCAGCAACGGUGCAGCCCACUUCAGGUCUCCAUGGCAACAGAGCGUGAACGUGUUUGGCUCGUGGAGCAGGCCCGAGUGUGUCGAAGAGCUGCACCAGCAGGCGCAGCUUAACCUCCAGAGCCUGCUGCAAGACUUUGAGGAGCAGCUCUGUGACGCCAAGCUGACCGGUCAGACGUUCCGCCAUCCGCCCUUGCAGAGCUCCAUCAACGCGUCCGCCUGCAACUCGCCCGCCUCCCUCGGCGACAAGCGGUCCGACUUCAUCUUCCUGCCGGCAUCCAAGCAGCUCUACGAGGACGAGACCGACACCUCCGUCUUCGGACUGAGGUCCCUGGCCAACCCAUCCCCCUCGCCAUCGCCGUCCCCCUGCGAGUCAGACUGCCCCCCGCUGGGCUGGAGCGGCGGACCACCCGUGGUGGAGAAACCCCGCUGGCACCUUGGCAGACGCACAGGUGAAGGGGGAAGUGGGAAAUUCCAUGGUGUGGACCUCCUGCAGCACUCUGUGUCCCCAUCUCCCUCUCUCGGGGAGCACUUCCAUCAACCCCGCUCACUGGAGCCCGUCACAGACACCCCUCACCAGAGCCUUGCCUUGAGAAAGAUACACUCUGACGUCGACGCAACCACGCCUACAGAGAACAUCCUGGAGCGGCCAGGAAGCAUGGACCACUCUGGACUGAUUUGCUCCAAAACGCCCUCUACCACCUGGAAUGGACCCAAAGGCUCCACCUUCUCCCCCGCUGCGUGGAACGAACCCUAUAACUACACCGUUAAGAAAGGGCCGGCAGUCCCACCCAAACAGCACAGCAUCAUCGGUCACACAGGGGGCGGGAUUCAGGAAGGCGUGAUGUUAGUAAGCUCGGGACACUUGGCCAGCUCACAGUCCUUCUCGACAAUGUCGGACACUUCUGGGAGACGAGGGAACAAUACGCCAGGGAUGUCACUGGCAGCUGUCAUGAUGGGGAAGCGGAGUGAAACAGAGGGGGCCACGGCGGAUGGAGGGAGGGGUGGGGGAGGAGAGGGCAGUGGUGGAGAGGUGGGAAGGGGAAGGGAGAAGUCGGCACGCUCCAUAGCGGCGGCGAAUGCAUUCAAGUUCCGGGAACGUUCCCUUUCCACACCCACAGACUCGGGCUCCUUCUGCUUCACUGAGUUUGGUACAGACCAACCAGACGAGACCCUGGCCUCCACAGGGAAUGGGAACGUCUACACCGCUGCAGAACACCAACGGCAGCAUCAUACCUUCUUAGGUUUGGGCGAGAACUACGCUCUCCUCUAUCCCAGAGGAAGCUCUGAGGACAGUGCCAGUACCACUGACAACAUCUCUGUCACAACUUCUGACUACGGCGUUGAAGGACGCUUGCGCCUCCGCUCACGAUCUAUCUCGCUCAAAAAGUCAAAACGCAAGCCGCCACCUCCUGUGAGGAGCGUUUCUCUCAUGAAGAACCUUGGAGAGGCUGAGGGAAGGAUCCACCAUGGAGGCAAAUUGCAUAGGGAUGGCCGGCCAAAGAGCCUGCACAUUCCCAGAGACCACUUUCCGGACUUCCAGCCCGACUUCUUUUUGCCCAGCUCGUCUUACUCCUCCAAAUCAGACACUCAGCGAGGGGAACCGGGACAGGGAGGCUACGAUCGACCUCCAAACCUGGAGGUGCAUCCACCAGAGAAGGAGGCGGAACUAACUUUCCCCACUCACUGGCAGCUCGGGGAGUGGAAGAUCAAUGACCCCUACAGGUCUUUGUCAGGCUCCAGCACAGCUACGGGUACCACGGUGGUUGAAUGUAUGAAAGUCAGAGGUAGCUCAGAGUCGUUGUUAGAAUCCCCUUCCACUUCCAGAGCCACGUCACCCUCGCAGCUCACCACGGAAACAGACGUUAAACCCUCCUCGCCUUUCAAACCCCCAGGACUCAUGUCCCCGUCAAGUGGAUAUUCCAGCCAGUCGGAAACGCCAACUCCGACUGUGCCGCUCAGUCAUGCAGCAGGUCCGGGAGGAGUUGGAUCAUUGGGGAUAACAGGGUGUAAGAUGCGCCCUAAGAUUCCUGAAAGGAAAUCCUCACUACCUUCACCAAAGGAUCCUGCUGCCAGGUCCAGAUUGUCCUUUGAAAUGCCAGGGAAUGCCCACCUUGAGCUGUCAUCCAUUAAGCCAAAGCAAAAGGCCAGCAGGCGGCAUUCAGACACGUCCACAGCGGCAAAACCUGGAAAAAUCAGCCCCAGCUCUUCCCAGGUGCUCCCUGUAGUCACCCAGAAUGAGCUGAAAACAAUUCGGCUUCGAUCUGUCUCACGAGGCGACUUGGAGGACUUCCCAGAUGGAGCGUCAGACACCAUCGAGGAAGAACAACAGUGCAGAGACUUUGGAGACGACACCAGUCCGCCUCCCACUCUACCGAAACCUAAGCCACCUGUUGCAGUCAAACCCCCUCUGCCAAAGCGGCCCCUCAACCUGCUUCUGAAGUCUCCUUCGACGCCCCCCCUUAGCUUGGACUCACCCCCAGCGUCGCCUGUGGAGCGGCCCGUGCCUCUGGGCAACAUUUACAAAGUGAUGAAGAAACCCAAACCCAAAAAAACGCCACCUAAAAGUCCUGCGAGUCCAUCAGUGAUCCCAGACAUUAAUUCCAUGUCCACCACACAUACCUUCUACGAUCAGUGCCUCUUUGACCUUCCUCCCCUUCCGGAACCCCAACCUCUCCUGGAGGAUCCUGUGUUGGAGCCGGAAUACGACGCUGGCUUUCAACUAGGGCCAGAAGAUGGAGGCUCUUUACCUUCUCCCUGCAGUAACCAAGAAGCACCAGAGCUCCAAGACAAAAGCAAGACACUUCCGUCAAGGAUGACCAUCUCCUGUUUGGCAGAGCUCUCUGACAAAAAAAAGCCCAAGGUUCCACCCCCAGUUCCCAAGAAACCUUGCGUCCUGCUUCUUCCUUCAUCCGUAACCCCCUCCACAAACGGCGGCACAGACCGCCAGACGCCACAAACCGACAGUCCGGUGGGUCCCUCGUCUCCUGGAGCACCUUUCCCACCAGAAAAUAUCCCAAUAAGUCCGCGAGUUCCUGAAAUGUCAACACAGGAUGAGAAUUACUUGGGAUUGGAUGUUUUGAAGGAUCCUUUACUUCACUCAUCCCUGCUGGAUUCCUCCUUCGCUGAGCUGGAAGAGAAUAUGGUCGCCACUGGGAUUGGGGCAGAUGACAGCGUGUCCUGCGACAGGACGGUGCUUCACAUUGUGGAGGAAACGGAUGAGGACUUCCCAGCCAGCGCGCCUGCAGCACACACCACCGAAGAUCUGUUCACCAUUAUACACAGGUCUAAGCGAAAGGUCCUGGGUCGCAAGGAGCCUUCAGACUCCUUUGGAAGCCGCCAGAACCUCAUGUCCCCGGUCAAGCAGAGCCCGGAGCUGCGGAACCUCACCAUGGGCAGCAGCCUAAGGUCCAGCUCGCGCAACGACAACUUCAUGGCCCUGCUUCAGAAGAAGGGCAGCAAGUCUUCCAGCGGCGGGGCCAGGGUGUCUGCCGCCGAACUCCUCAAAAGCACAAACCCUCUGGCGCGGCGGGUCACCGAGUUCUCGGGCGGCGCUGGCGAGGGGGCAGAGAUGGAGUCCGGCGGUCAAGGCAAACCAAACGACCAGUAAACCAAGGAGCGUUAUCCACAUCUGGAUCAGCUCGCAAGCAGCCGCUUCGCUCCAACCACUGGCUGACCAUUUGCACUGUCCAAUCCCAUCGGAGCAGCACACCUUUUGGACAAAAUGGUCCCUCGUGUGGUUGGAGCCGUUUUAUUUCCUGACAUAGCGGAGUAAGUUGUGAGCAACGCACUUAGCGGGGAGGGAAAGAUGGACGUGUGGAUACCAGGAACAUAAGCAUUGGAUAUCUUUUCUCCUGACGGUGAGUGUUGACCUGCACCACGGCAUCAGUCCGGAGUCCAUGUACUGUAAGACUUCUUCAUAACCAAGAAGUACAUUGAAGUGCAGGCUUUGCUUCCUAGCAUGCAAAAGACAAAAUCGUUCCAGAUUCCACUCAAUCAUAAAGCACUUUUCUUAAAUGUUUGUUGUCCAGAGGCCGUUUACAUGAUUCAUUCCCUCCAGGUGCACCCCGGAAUAAUGUUACAUAUAGUUUUUCCCACGUAAGUGUUUUUUUUUUAGGACAUACACAUGAUCAAGGAUCGUUCAGAGAACAUUUGCAGACACUGCCUGUGUGACGGACCACACACACACACACACACACACACACACACACACACACACACACACACACAAAGAACAGAACUGUCUGCACAAGCGUGUGACUGCGCACAAAUCGUCAUCACGCCUGCGGAGUUUCUGCAUGGAGAGCAUGAAGCAGGCUCAGGGGAUCAAACAGGGUUUAUUUUUUAUUUUUUUGCUGGGUCUCCAGUGACGGAAGCGAAGGACUACCACAAACCAAGACCAGAGGGGACCUGAGUGUGUGUUGGAGUGUGAGAGUGUGCAUGCUCGCUAGCAUGUGCUUGUGUGUGUUUGACUCGUGUAUCAUCCGCCACCAGGUCAUCUCCAGAAUGAGCGGUUCUCGUCACAUUUCACCAACUCCUCCAUGCACUUCCACACUUUCAUGUAGCAUCUCCUAACCCACACCCCCACACCACUCCCUCCUCUUUCCACUACCUAUUGGGUCUUUGCAUCCCAGCUGGCAGACGACGGGUGAAUUUCAAUGAGAAAACUUGCUUUUGUAGGGAUGGGUGAAGGAGUUCACUCUUUUGGGCCACCACUGUGUCAGAGCUCUCCCUAGUGGGUGGAGGAUGUACUGUAGAGCGCCACAUUAGGACACCCCUAAGAUAGUCCUUCAGGUACAUGCCAUCUUCAGUACGGAAAAAAAAAAAAAAAAAGAAUACAUCACUAUUUAUGAUGACUCGUCAAGUGGUGCUUUUUUUUUUUUUUUGCUUUUAGACUAUUUAGUGAAUUGAGUGUUUGUUUUGCCUUGUAUACUAAGAUUUUCUUCUGCGUUUUCUUUUACGUUGUUGAUUUUCUUGUUUUUUGUUUUUGUUUUUUUACUUGCACUCUUCUUCACCAGUUCCUACGCUGAACUUCAGCAGUGAUAAUGAUUCCUAAGGUAAGCAAAAAAAAAGAAGAGGACAGUUCCAACAUGCAGCUUCCCUUUUUAAAGGGGCUGAAGCUAAUAUGUAUUAAUAUGGAUGAUAUUUGGAAAAAAAAUGGCCUUGGACAUAAUUUAUAAUCCCUCCCUGCAAGGCAGCAUUGGAAGUGACACGCCUGUACAAUGGGAGCAGCAGGGAUAAGUUGAAUUUUAGCACAUGAUUCCCUCUUUGGGAGAGAAAGGGAGGGGGAAAGUCAGGAGGUUGGAGAACGUGUAAUCCUCACCUCCUCUCCUCGGUGAGUGGCUCAUAAGUGGCGUCCUUCAAAGGAUGAAUAGAAUGGAUUCAUCAAAUAAUUUGAACCAUUUGAAGGGGUUGUAAUGUUUAGGUUGGUCCUGUGUGAGCUUUCGCUCAUGAAAAGGACACACGGGUGUUGCAUCAGAUAAUCUUACAGCACACCAGAGGCCAAAGAGUGUAUGGGGCCCCUGACCCCACUGUCAAAUUGGGGCUGGCUUAGAGCAACAGAGACAAAUAAUUAUUGGAUAAUUAUUCUAUUUUUGUUAUUCCUUACGGAAGAAAGACCUAUUUAAAUUAUUAUUCCAUAGAUGUAUUGACUCACCCUGCCCCCAUCCUCCAAAUGCAGUGGUUGGGUAUUUAGGUGCCCAGGCGAGCGCCGCUUCCCCGGCCGGCUCUUCUCUCCGCAAAGUAUUCCAUCAUAAAUAAAUUAUUUUUCUUGUGUAAAAGCA
Nerophis lumbriciformis (worm pipefish) is the source of this 7670-nucleotide messenger RNA. RefSeq names its product NHS-like 2 (gene nhsl2). Gene Ontology annotation, biological process: cell differentiation. Lineage: Eukaryota; Metazoa; Chordata; Actinopteri; Syngnathiformes; Syngnathidae. The record is from RefSeq and is a predicted model, not a curated record.